AUGGCGAUGAACAGAAUUCGCGGCGCCUUUGCGGUGCCCAGAAAAGGAGAGACGUUCGAGUUGCGAGCCGGUCUUGUCUCACAGUACGCCUACGAGAGAAAGGAGGCGAUUCAGAAGACGAUCAUGGCCAUGACUCUAGGAAAGGAUGUAUCCGCUCUUUUCCCCGAUGUCCUCAAGAAUAUUGCGACCUCCGACUUGGAGCAGAAGAAGCUGGUAUACCUUUAUCUGAUGAAUUACGCCAAAUCACAUCCUGACCUCUGUAUCCUUGCCGUAAACACCUUCGUACAAGACUCCGAGGACCCAAAUCCGCUCAUUAGGGCACUCGCCAUCCGGACAAUGGGGUGUAUCCGAGUGGAUAAGAUGAUUGAUUAUAUGGAAGAGCCACUUCGAAAGACGCUGCGGGACGAGUCGCCGUACGUACGAAAGACCGCUGCUAUCUGUGUUGCCAAGCUAUUCGACUUGGGACCAGCCAUGUGCUUGGAGAAUGGAUUCCUUGAAAUGCUUCAAGAGAUGAUUGGCGACCCGAAUCCAAUGGUUGUGGCCAAUUCGGUAACGGCUCUUUCUGAGAUUCAUCAUGCUGCACCGGAGACUCAGGCCCUUCAAGUAACCCCAAACACUCUACGGAAGCUCCUGAUGGCGUUGAACGAGUGCACUGAGUGGGGCCGAGUCACAAUCCUCACGACACUGUCUGAGUACAGAACCAGCGCUGUAAACGAAGCAGAGCAGAUCUGCGAGCGAGUUGCACCCCAGUUCCAGCACGCAAACCCUAGUGUGGUUCUCGCUGCUGUCAAAACAGUCUUCUUGCAUAUGAAAAUAAUCAAUGCGGAGCUAUCGAAAAACUACCUCAAGAAGAUGGCCCCUCCGCUAGUGACCUUAGUAUCAUCUGCUCCCGAAGUGCAAUAUGUCGCCUUACGCAAUAUCGAUCUUUUGCUCCAAAAGCAGCCGGACAUCCUUAACAAAGAGCUCCGCGUUUUUUUCUGCAAGUACAACGACCCACCUUAUGUCAAGUUUCAAAAGCUCGAAAUCAUGGUGCGGAUAGCCAACGACCGAAACUUCGACCAGCUACUAGCAGAACUGAGGGAGUACGCCCUGGAGGUGGACAUGGAUUUCGUCCGCCGCGCGGUCAAGGCGAUUGGCCAGGUUGCAAUCAAGAUCGAAAGCGCUUGUGAGAAGUGUGUCAAUACUUUGCUCGAUCUGAUCAACACCAAGGUCAACUACGUGGUGCAGGAAGCCAUUGUGGUGAUCAAGGAUAUCUUCCGUAAAUACCCCGGCUACGAAGGAAUCAUUCCAACGCUUUGCAAGUGCAUCGAUGAAUUAGAUGAGCCGAAUGCCCGGGCCGCCCUCAUCUGGAUUGUUGGGGAGUAUGCUGAAAAAAUUAGCAAUGCAGGCGAUAUCUUGGCGGGAUUCGUCGAAGGUUUCAAUGAGGAAUUUUCUCAGGUUUGUUCAAUCCACAUCUUGCGCAAGCCGAGCAGUCAUAUUAACGGACAAUGGCAGACUCAGCUGCAAAUCCUGACUGCUGUCGUGAAGCUGUUCCUGAAACGCCCUGAUAAGGCUCAAGGGCUAGUGCAGAAAGUUCUUCAGGCGGCAACGGCGGAGAACGACAACCCCGAUGUCCGUGACCGAGCCUAUGUCUACUGGCGCUUAUUAUCAAAUACCAGUGACCCAGAUGCUGCUAGGAACAUUGUGCUCUCCAAAAAGCCUCCAAUUGUUACCACUAUCCAUUCCCUUCCUCCUGCUCUUCUCGAGCAACUUCUUACUGAGCUUUCCACAUUGGCUUCUGUUUACCACAUGCCUCCCGAGCAGUUCGUUGGCCAGGGCCGUUUUGGUGCGGACGCUGUUCAGAAGGCUGCCAUUGAGGAACAACUCCAGAAUGCGCGCGAAAACCCGCUGGCUGCUGCCGCGGCGGCGGCAGUUGAUGGCACGGCCGCUCCGCAGCAGCAGAACAAUGUGGAGAACCUUCUGGAUAUCGAUUUCGAUGGCACUGCGCCUGCAUCUGCUCACAAGGAACCAGGCGGUGGUGUGUCUGGUCUGGAUGGUUUAGCUGGCACCCCCGUCCGUGUUGACUCUCCUGCAGGUGGUGCACCUUCAGGGAGCAAUAACCUGGACGACCUCCUUGGCGUUUUUGGGGACAAUGUCCAGUCCUCUACAGGCGCACAUGCGCCUCCCACUGGUGGUGCGGGCGCUGACCUUCUCAAUGGCUUUUCUGGGUUGGAUCUUUCCGGCAACAUGUCUUCACCGCCACCUGCGUCACAGUCCAGCCAGCCGAAGAAAACUAAUGAGGACAUCUUAUCAUUGUUCUAAAGGGUGAAAAUUUGAGCGUUCUUGUUUUCCGGGGAUAGAAGCUCCUACUCUGGCUGAAACGGUGUCAGCAAGUACCUGGUUGGCCCAGAAUCCUUCGUUAAUUUCGACCAUUCGAUUGUUCGUUCCAUUGGUGGCACUAUUAUAUCUUCUUCAUGUAUCUUCCUCUGUAUAUCGCAUUCUAUCUGAGCAUCUUCCUGUGGUGUCUGAAGCCGCCAAUGGAAAUUUAGACUUGUUG
Molecule: messenger RNA, 2536 nt
Organism: Aspergillus nidulans FGSC A4
Lineage: Eukaryota; Fungi; Ascomycota; Eurotiomycetes; Eurotiales; Aspergillaceae
Product: putative AP-1 adaptor complex subunit beta
Exons: 6
Coding region: 1-2301 (766 amino acids)
Biological process (GO): vesicle-mediated transport; intracellular protein transport; protein transport
Cellular component (GO): cytoplasm; endomembrane system; membrane coat
Molecular function (GO): clathrin binding
Source: RefSeq, a predicted model, not a curated record